AUGGGUCAAGGUCCUAGCUCCGGACCCGGCCAUCGGAGUCGUGGUUCUUGGCAUGCCAUCGAUCCAACACCUAACGGUGAAGGUGAAAGUGACAGCGAUAGUAUGGGGGGUUCAGCUUCAAACAGGAAAAGGUUUCUGCAUUUUGAAUCAGAUCUCAGGUCCAACUGGGACACUCAGGCCAUUAAUCCUAUCAGGUCCUUGAAUGCUUCGUCCACCCGUCUAUUCAUUGUAGGAAGUUCGUUCGGCACCAUCGUUUUGCUGGUUAUCGUAGCCGCUUACAUGCGAGGAAGACGGCUACGGCGUUUACGAAUAGGUGCCCCAUGUACCGACGGAGAGGUCGUUCGGGAUUUGGAAGAUCAGAAGAUCGUCCAGAUGGCCGACGGUCAGGAUGAAGAUGUACCACCGUAUUUCUCUAUACAUUAG
Molecule: messenger RNA, 423 nt
Organism: Desarmillaria tabescens
Lineage: Eukaryota; Fungi; Basidiomycota; Agaricomycetes; Agaricales; Physalacriaceae
Exons: 3
Coding region: 1-423 (140 amino acids)
Source: RefSeq, a predicted model, not a curated record